CUCUUUAUGGACAACAUAAGCAUUAACUGAUACCGUAUUUUUCCGCAGUAACGUAUCUGUAAAAAAAAAACCUAUGAGAAGGAGUGGGCUUAUUUCAGUCAACUCUGUGAUCUCUUGUUCUGAUAGCUCGACACUUGGACCAAAUGACGUCAGUCAUUAGUAUGCGUGUGUAUUGCGUCAGGUCAUUUAUAUUGGUCUACAAUGUUGUCCCUGUUUCAAAAGAGUUAUUGAAACACGAGUGCAAAUCAAGUAGUCAGAUAGGAGAGGCGGAAUUACAAGUCAAGUGAUCCCAAGCUGACACGAUUAUUCCCUUUUGUGGACUUAUCUAUUACCUGAAAGAUAUCCCUUUAAAACACGUUUUCUUUAUUUCUAGCGAGCUAUAGAAAGACAGAUUUAGCCAAUCACAGCACGCACUUUGCUAAAUUUGAUCUUAAUGACAAACCCACUAAGCGCUGGAAAGAGGGCACAUCAGAAAAUGCCUGUCAUGUGAAGGUUAAAACCACAAACUACAGUUUCACAAAAUAACUAAAAGUUUUGAUCUGAAGAUAAACAGUCUCGGAAAGUUGUGAAGCAUCAUGGAAAGUGUUCAACUCCUGUGUGUUCGUGGAAACUAUUCUCGUCAAGACGUUUUCAGCUGCGGUCGCACCAUUUUCUUCUUAAAACUGAUAAUGUAUCGUGCGGCCUUGCUCAUUAACAAUCAGCACAAUUACUACGUAAUUCUAUUUAAAUUAAGCACAAGUACAAAUUUAUACAAAGCCUAGUUCAGCAUAAAAUAUCUUGACAAUAACAUCUUGUCAGAGUUUUAAUCGGGACUAAUUUUAAAAGCUCUAGAAUCCAUAUUAGAAACACAAAGUGAGUCAAAAUUUUCUAACAUUCGUUAUCAAAUAUUUGAUAGAAAGCGAUUGGUUUGCUUUUGAUGUGUUCACACUCUUGAUCUGUGAUACUAAUAUUUGCAUGGUUGCGCUAAUCGUUUAGUUCCAUGCUUGUCCAAACACCGAGUAUCUGUCGGUAAAAGUUUUUUGCCGAGUUUCCAGCAUGCAGCCUUUUUGUUACACACUAACUUCCAAUAUCAGCAAGCGUUGAACAAGUUAAUAUCUUGAUUGUCAGUGCAGAGGUCGUUCGUUCGCUCGUUAUAAACGAUACCUCUGAGUCCAUUGUUAUGCUGAUUUAUUAAUUGAUUAACACAUUUGGCAUCGUUUAACGACUGAAAUAUCACCACAGCAAUCAAUUGAACGCAAGCAAGUGACAACGUUUUAUAACUUUGUACUGUCACUGGUAACAACCUAAAUUUAGGCGUGAUCGGAUAAAGCCCAGCUUCAGAUCGCCCGCAUUGCGAGCAAUCGACAUUGAAGAAAUCCAGUUACUUCUUGAUCUACAAAUUUCGUUCAUGGAACGUGCAACUAUCCGUCUGAUAGCUCUAGUGAUUGUAUACAUCUUCUACCUAUCCGUCGGUGCCGCCAUUUUCUCGUCGAUCGAGGGACCUUAUGAACAGCGCAUUCUGUCAGAUCUGCGAAAGAAGCGAGACGAUUUCCUUGUGAAGCAUCCCUGUGUUACUGACAAGGAACUGAAAGCUUUUGUCAAGCAUGUCGUGGCGGCUCAAGAAAUGGGAAUAUAUCCACUUCGUAAUACAAGCGACAAGAGAAGCUGGGGAUUCGGUAGUUCGUUUUUCUUCGCGGGUACUGUCGUAACCACAAUAGGCUACGGAAAUAUCGCUCCCCUGUCCGAUGGUGGCAAAGUGUUUUGUAUGGUGUUUGCAGUUUUUGGUAUUCCCAUGACGGCCAUCAUGUUAACAGCCAUUGUGGAGAGACUCCUUCAGUUGACCGACUUACUUGAAACGUUUCUGUGUAGUACUUGCACUGUACGCGGAAUCCCUCCUGCUUACCUCCGCUUUCUCCAUCUAUCGUUAAUAAUGUGCGGAGUUGUCGUGCUGGUAAUGCUAAUUCCCGCCGUUUUCUUCAUGUUGCUUGAAGACUGGAGCUAUUUUGAAGCGCUGUACUUUUGUUUUAUAUCGCUAACUACCAUUGGACUUGGAGAUUUUGUGCCUGGGGACGACCCAAAGUGGCGAAGUAGCGAAUACCGUUCGCUAUAUAAAGUAUGCUGUGUGUUUUUCUUUAUCACUGGACUUACAUUCUUGCUUCUGAUUCUGGAACUUUGCGCUAAAGUCCCGGAUGACCAUCCCGGCAUGCUUUUCUCGUGUCACAAGCCAUUCAUCCAAGAGGAAGAAACAGAGUUAACAACAAAACAGCGCCCGCGAUACUCAGUGUCCAGCAGAGGGAGCAGCGCAUUGUCAACACAGGAAAAUGAAAGACCUUCCAGAAACUCUUAUGAAAGAAUAACCAACAGAGAUAAUAGAUGAUGAAGCUAAUGAAAACAGAUCAAUCGGUAUAACACUAAUAUAAGAAUGUUUGUAAAGAAAAUGAGUAAAACUGGGUUUAACACUUGCCAAAUUCUAAGGUUGGAAAUAAAAGCUCGUUAAUAUAACUGGCAAAAUUUUUGCCUUUUUAAAAUUAUCCGCGUGAUGCCAAAAGCAAAAGCUUGUCAAAGCAAAUGAAAAAAUUAAAACGAAAUGAGUUUCUGGUAAGAGUGAAGGAGAAACAAGUCAAAAUUAUAGAUAUUUUUUCACAUACCGUCAAGGAGGUAAAAUUAUUCUCCUUAGGGAAAAUGAGGCUUGCAUUUGUAUUUCAAAAUUGUAAUGUUUUCUUGGGAACUUCGUUCCUUAUCAAAGAAACAUGAAACAAAUACUAUAAUUUUGACCAUAGAUCUGACCGGGAGCUUAUCACCUCAGAGGUGAUAAGUUUCUGAUCUGACAAAGGAGUUAGAAUUUAAAUUCCAAAUACUUUACCAAAACAACUGUAAUUGUAAAUCAAGGGUGUAAAUGUUAAUCGAAACUAGAAAACAUUUUCCUCGUGGAAGAGUGUUAUAUUAAAGUUACGUUUACCACGGCCAAGAAAGCAUGAAGAGUAAGAGUGUUAAUCCCCAAUAUAGACCUUAUUCCCAAGGUAAUCCAUCUCAAGUUAUUUUUACGUCACCUCCAGUUUCGGAAACCCCAGGGCGGCCUAGAAAUGGCGCGGAGUUUUGUUCAUGUGGUAGCCCGAGUGAUUUUACACGUAUGUUUAUUCUCUAUUUAGACAUGGUACACAGUUCUUUGGCGAAAAAUGUUAACACGCGUGUUGCGUGGAUGUUUUCGUGGAGGAUGAAAAAUGCGUGUAAAACCGCUUGGGUUGUCCACGCGAGCAAAAUCCGCGUCACAGGAUUGGCUAUUUAUAGACCCUCCUGGGAUUUUCGAAACAGGUCAUUUCCGAGUUACCUUGUGCCUCUGCUUCAAAACGAGUCUCCUUGAAAAACCUUUCAUAUUGCAACGUGUUUGCUUUGCAUCCAAUUGAACCUCUUGGCAAAACACGUUUUCAAGCUCGUUUUGACACAGAGGCAAAAGGCAACUGGGAAAUGGCCUAUUAGAUUGGAAAUAAGGCUUUUAUGGGAGAUUACCUCUCUUACCUGGCAUUGUCUCUUGGCACAGCGCAAAUUGCAAAUAUGGUGGAAGACGUGUUUGGUGGCCAUAAUUUCGAUAAAAGUGCACUUCGUAUUGCUCGAUCAGUAAACUUAACUUCCUAGCAAGAUGUUACAGAUCAACUUAGUAGAGACGUCAGAUAUUCAGAAACUACAUUUCAAGCUUUAUAUUUUAUACUAUUUUUUAAGAAGAUCAGGGGCAAGGAAGGGAGCUGUCUGGUUAUAGCAUCACUUUAAGCCCAUGAGGAUAUUGUUGUACGAUAAAUUGUAAUUUAUGUUGUUUUCGGUGACAUUUGUUGAUUUACCAUGGAUGGGACGGGAUUACUCACCAUGGUUGGGAGGGAAGGAGGGGUAAUCGAGUUUAUUUUUGUGGCUCAUAAGAUUUUCCCACAGUUUGUAUGUCAAGUGCACUAUCACGGGAACUCUGUUACAUUUUUGUUCAAAUUAUACCUUCGCGCCUAAAAUAAUUGUUAAAGGGACAGCAAAGCGUAAUUAUUUCUUGGCGAUUUUCACACGGCAAGGAGGGGGCAGAAUUUUAAGUAUUCCAGACAUCAUGUAUGACUACUAGAACAUUGUAAUUCUUACUGGCAAAACUACACCAUCAAUUUUCAAUUGAUUUCAAAGUCAUGCUCGGAGUAAUGUUCCUUCAAACCAACUGCUUUCUGGGGCCACAGAUGAUGUCGAUGGACCGGGGAUUCCAUGAUUUAGUUACCAAUUUGAAUGACUACCAUAGCCUUUUCCAAGGAAAUCGAGUAGGAUUAAAUUGAAUGAAAUGAAAGUCGUUGUUGGUUUGUUGUAAAUAGUUAAUUCCAUCGAUUAUAUGUUGUGCGUUUUGACCUUAAAAUUCUCUUGCAUACAUCUGCUCCCUCUACCUCGACCUAUCCCCAGCAAACUUGAUUUCAACCUCGUCCAUUACCUCAAAGCGGAACCUAAACAAUAGGCACGCAGAGCGUGCGAGGAGAGUUCCAACGAAGCGAAAUAUACUGGACAAUCAGACGCUAGUCCAAGUGAGACAAGCCCCAAACAAUAGGGAGCUUGAGAAAACUACGACGACAGCAACGAGAAUGUCACCAAACAAAAGGUUAAAUGAGCAGAACAAUAGCUGUGCACGUGCGUUAAAAAUCUUUGUAUUUUUCUUUGCCGUCUUCUGCAAAACAAGAACGUGAAAUGAUCAACUUCUGCGUAGUCUGACAAACGCGAACUACGACGGCUAAUUUUUAGUACAAACGCUGUUAUUGCAUAUUUAGCCUGA
This is a messenger RNA of Orbicella faveolata, 4759 nucleotides long. Its product is annotated as potassium channel subfamily K member 6-like. Gene Ontology annotation, molecular function: potassium ion leak channel activity; outward rectifier potassium channel activity. Gene Ontology annotation, cellular component: plasma membrane. NCBI's taxonomy places the organism in Eukaryota, Metazoa, Cnidaria, Anthozoa, Scleractinia, Merulinidae. The record is from RefSeq and is a predicted model, not a curated record. Gene Ontology annotation, biological process: stabilization of membrane potential; potassium ion transmembrane transport.